Messenger RNA from Pochonia chlamydosporia 170, 813 nucleotides. Its product is annotated as acetyltransferase (GNAT) domain-containing protein. The transcript has a single exon. Lineage: Eukaryota; Fungi; Ascomycota; Sordariomycetes; Hypocreales; Clavicipitaceae. The record is from RefSeq and is a predicted model, not a curated record. The coding region runs from base 1 to 813 and encodes 270 amino acids.
AUGGAGGCAACAAUUGGCAAUGUUGCCGUGAUCCGGGAUCGUGAAUUGCUGAAGCUCGAGGUCGAUGCAAUUUUUGGGCUAUCAUCUCACCAGGCAGAGAACCCACAAACACCUCCAAAUCUAAACUGUGACGACCUGCACGCAGUAGUUAUUUGGUCUGAGCAUGCGCAUUUUGUGGCAGGCAGCCCGGCACUUUCCUCUGACCACAGACAUAUCCUGAAUGGCGAAGUUUCAACAGAGCCAUUUGCCCCGGGUAUACCACCGAAAGCUAUGAGGCAUCUAGGUGACAUGCUUGGAUUGUCACCACCGACGAUAAGUGGUGGACCUACAUAUGUUGUGCCGAGCAACUUACAUCACCCGACAUCACCAGCCAUUGACGGCUCAUUCCUGUUUGUUAUCUCAUCUGGUUCAGACGAUGGUUCCCUUGUCGCCCAGAAGAAGUUACAGCGACCUCCCGUUUGGGAGCUGGAUGAGUGGAAAGCCCUCACAGAGGGUCGCCUCGGUCCCUGGGCAAUGGCUAUUCAUCGCCCAAGCCAGGCCGUUGAGGAAGAUGGUAUUGCCAGCCUUGAACCAGUUUGCAUUUGCUUCUCGGCAAGGCGUACUACUAAAGCAGCCGAAGCUGGGGUUUGGACCCGAGAAGACCACCGAGGCAGAAGACUAGCCCCGACUGUUGUGGCAACAUGGGCCUCUGAAGAGCGGUUGCAGAAGGAGAUCCUGUUCUACAGCACGAGUAAGGAUAACAUAGCCUCUCAAUCUGUGGCACGACAACUAGGGUUGCGACCGUUGGGGUGGCUAUGGAAACUUCAUGUGUAG